Messenger RNA from Closterium sp. Naga37s-1, 1626 nucleotides. Lineage: Eukaryota; Viridiplantae; Streptophyta; Zygnematophyceae; Desmidiales; Closteriaceae. The record is from the annotation of a GenBank genome assembly.
AUGUCCCUAGCCAAUUGCUAUGGCGAGAAUUGGCGGCUCUUCGAGUUAGAGAACGCCGUGCCUCUCUCUGGAAGCCAUUCUUGGGGCCGCCUCCCCUUCCUGUCGGACCUACUUGUCCGCCGCCUCGUCCGCCCCGUGAUGCCUGUGUCGAUAGGCGACGAUUAUCCGUAUUCGCCACCGCCCUUUGACGUGGCGUCUGCUGUAGUUUCCCCUCCGACCGUAUCGUCCCCAGCACCGGCGGCUGUGGGGAUGUCGCCGCUUCCUGCUCCUGGAUCUGCGCCGUCGUCCGUGACUCUUGCUGGCCCGACCCCUGCGCCUGUUGUGGCGCCAGCUCCUGUUGUGGCGUCGUCGUACGCGCUUGCCGUGGCGCCUGAUCCUGCGCCCGCCUCGGCGCAUGCUCCCGCGCCCGGCUCGGCAUCUGCUCCUGCGCCUGCCCCUGCGCCAGCUGCGGCGUUUGUUCCUACGCUUCCUCCUGCGCCUGCUCCGGCGAUUCCCCUUUCCCCUGAGAAGGAGUCUGUGCCUGUGCCUAUUGUCGCGGCCUCGUCUGCGUCUGUUGGGGCGGCCUUCGUGCCGCCACAGGCUGCGCCCGCCGGGGCGCCUUCUGCUGCUGCUGCGGACCCGCCUUACCCGCCACCUCUAGCCACCAGCGCCGGCCUGAGCCAGGCGCGGGUUCAGUCAACGCCCGUGGCGCCUCCGCUUGCUCCGUCCGGGCAGCCUCGUCGCCCCCAGUCACCUGCCCGCCGCCCGUCUCGUCCUCAUUCGCCCCUCCAGCACGAUGAGCGGGAAUCGUCGCGGCGCCGGCAUGAAUCUCCUCGGGGCCGCCGCUCUCAAGGGAACUGGACUGCGCGCCGUGGCGCUCAAGGUGGCUGGUGGGGAGGUCACGGCUAUGGACGUGGCGUUGCCCCUGAGAUGACUCCAGCGGAAAUCCGCCAACUUGUGACGGCGGCAGUGCGUGAUGCUCAGGCUGACACGACGGGCACGAGCUACUCGCAGCAAGCGGCGCCGGGUCCUGGCGUUCCUUCUCCUGCUGCCCGCCCCGUUGGUGUUCCCCAACCGGCUCCUGUUCUCGGGGUAGAGACAGCGGGCACCAAUCUUCAGCUGCCGUGGGUCCCGCCUGUGGCGGGCAUGGAGUUUGUGGGGGCGGGAGUUGGAGCGGCGGGGGGGCAGUACCGUCCUCCUCUUGCGGCAGAUGCCGUUCCCGCUGCUGCUGCUCCUCAUUUUCCUUAUCCGGCUGUAGAGGCUCUUCCCCCGCAGGUGAGCGUGCCGGAGGCGACGCUCGGCCAGAUGUGGCGGCUCUCUGAGAGCCUGCGUGCACUCCUGCUGAUUCAGGUCCAAGCGCACGCCUCUCUGUCCCGGCCUCCCCGGGGUGUUCUUCUUGAUAGACAGAGGGCGGAUUGCCUUGAGGCGGCCGACCAACUCGGCCUGCUCCUGGCGCCCGUGUUGGCUGCGCCCACGCUGGGAGGUUUCGCGGCUGUGGGGCAACUUGAAGCCGCGGUUCGUGGCCUGCGCCGUUAUUUGCGCGCAGUAUCUGCAGCCGAUGCGAUCGGCGCAAGCUCCUUGGUGGUACGGGAGCUGUGGAGGACCCAUGCUAGGAUUCUUGCCGCUCUGGAGGCGGACCGCAUGUAA